This is a messenger RNA of Aspergillus ibericus CBS 121593, 1126 nucleotides long. Its product is annotated as cytochrome P450. Lineage: Eukaryota; Fungi; Ascomycota; Eurotiomycetes; Eurotiales; Aspergillaceae. The coding region runs from base 266 to 874 and encodes 202 amino acids. The transcript has 3 exons. Gene Ontology annotation, molecular function: iron ion binding; oxidoreductase activity, acting on paired donors, with incorporation or reduction of molecular oxygen; monooxygenase activity. The record is from RefSeq and is a predicted model, not a curated record.
UUCAUCGCGGCCGAUCACGACGGAGCCAUCAUCGCGACCGAAGACGCAGUUGCUGCUCUCACCGCGGACGUCAUCUCCUUUUACUCCUACGGCCAAAGCUUCAACUACCUCGACCAUCCGACCUUCAACAGCGCCGUCCGGAGGGGAGUGAAUGGGAUGACGCACGUUGUCCACUUUAAUCGCUUCUUCCCCAUCUUGGCGGUCCUCCUCAGGGGCCUACCCGUGGAACUAGUCCGAAAGGUCCAACCCCUUUGCAGCUCUGGUAAUGGAAAUGAGGAAUGGUCUCAAGAACAUGGCAUCUAACUCCGUCAAAGCCUGCCAAGAAAAGGGUGAACGAGCCACCAUCUUCGGAGCCAUGAAUGUUGAGGAGAUUCCGGCGUCCGAACGGACCGUGGAGCGGUUAACAGACGAAGCCCAGAUUCUGAUUGCCGCGGGCACGGAGACUACGGCGCGGGACUUGGUAGUUUGGACGUAUUCUCUGUGUCUGCAGCACGAUGUGCUUCACCGUCUGCGGAAGGAACUCAAGCAGCUGGGGUCCGAUCGCCCGACCUGGACAGAAUUGGAGAGUCUUCCGUACUUGGGCGGUGAUCAACGAGGGUCUUCGCAUGUCAAUUGGAUUGACUAUCCGCCUGCCGAGAGAGUGGCACCUGAUGAGGAUCUGGUGCACAACGACUGGGUUAUCCCACGAGGAACCCCCAUCAGCUCGUCAUCCUAUCUAAUCACUAUGAACCCUGACCUGUUCCCGGAACCCACAACCUUCAACCCGGAUCGGUGGCUCAAGGCAGCAGAGAAUGGGGAGAACCUAGGCCAAUUCAUAACCAACUUUACCAAGGGCAGUCGAUCAUGCAUCGGGAUCAAGUAUGACCCCGGAUAAUCAGGUUUGAGUUGAAACAUGCUGACGAGUUCCGCUUGGCGUAUGCGGAACUCUAUUUGACUACAGCGGCUGUGGUGAGUCGUCUCGACAUGGAGCUGUGCGAUACUGCCAGUGAGAAUAUCUGGCCGCAUCGGGACUUUGGCGUUACCUUUACCAAGGACGAUUUAUUUGGGGUAAAAGUGGCGAACAAGAAGGCCUUACGUUAAGGUCUCGGGGUCUGUACCGUGAGUCCGGCUAAAGAUGUUUUAUCAG